Molecule: messenger RNA, 1575 nt
Organism: Cynara cardunculus var. scolymus (artichoke)
Lineage: Eukaryota; Viridiplantae; Streptophyta; Magnoliopsida; Asterales; Asteraceae
Product: tRNA (guanine-N(7)-)-methyltransferase non-catalytic subunit wdr4
Exons: 10
Coding region: 77-1393 (438 amino acids)
Biological process (GO): RNA (guanine-N7)-methylation
Cellular component (GO): nucleus; tRNA methyltransferase complex; cytosol
Molecular function (GO): tRNA (guanine(46)-N7)-methyltransferase activity; protein binding
Source: RefSeq, a predicted model, not a curated record
GGAGCGUAAUAAUCAAAUCUUAAAAACCGCCAUUAAACCCUAGGAUUUUGGGGGAAAGCUCCUUGACAUACUGAAAAUGGAGGGUGAUGACUCUCUGCUUACCACAGAAGACAACAAUAAAGAAGUCGUGGAACUGGAAGUUGCUCCGGCUCUCAUCUCCGUUCACCCUGCUCACCACUCCGUCGCUGUCGCCGUUGGCUGUGAGCUUCGUGUAUUCAAUCUCCGAGAAGGCUGUCCAGUAACUUUAGGGGCUGAGUCGGGUGAGGUUUGUCAUCAUAAGGACUCUAUCAGAGCAAUUCGCUAUGGCGCAAAGGGUAAUGUUUUUGUGUCGGCUGGAGAUGACAAACUAGUUAAAAUUUGGACAACAGAUUCAUGGCGCUGCAUGUAUUCCGUGUCAACAGAGAAGAAAGUGAGUGCGGUUGCAAUAAGUGACAACGGUCAAUUUGUUUGUUAUGCUGAUAAAUUUGGAGUUGUUUGGGUCGUUGAGCUGGAUGAGUUUAAUGAAAAUCAAGCAUUAGUCCAGAAGAAGGGAUCACCAUUACUUGCACACUACUGUAGCAUCAUCACUAGUCUGGAGUUUUCACCAGAUGGGCAAUUCAUUAUUACUGCCGACCGGGAUUUCAAGAUUCGUGUCACCAUGUUCCCGAAGAAACCUCUAGAUGGAGCUCAUGAGAUACAAAGUUAUUGCCUUGGCCAUACAGAAUUUGUAUCCUGCCUUGCCUUCGUUUACAACGUGGAUUGCCCACAUGGGUAUUUAGUCUCCGGAAGUGGCGAUUCGACGGUUCGCUUGUGGGAUUUUACAUCUGGAUUGCUACUUAAUACAUGUGAUGUUGGAUCAGAGGUAGGACGACUUAUGGCCAAUGGAACAGAAAGCAAUUAUUUUGCAAUUACAGAUCUUUGUGCGACUUGUGAUGGUUCAUCAAUCUGUGUAGCUGUUCAAGGCUUGCCAGGAAUAUUGUUAUUGACUUGCAACCUUUUGGCUAAAACUCUAUCUAUUCUAAAGGUGGUGUCUAUUAAUGGAGAAGACUUCAUACCCACAAGCAUAGGGACUUCAUUAACAUCAAAUUUCUUAUGGAUGGUAAUGGGUGUCUCCAACUUGCCCGGUUUCGAUUCUUCAUCCUUGGCUCGAGUCCGCAUCAUUUCCGGUUUAACCAAUUGCAAUUCGGAAUCUGGUGAUCAAAAUCAUAACAUAUUGGAAGAUCAACAAGUCCCCGGUGGAGAAACACUGUUACAACAGUUGCAGGGAAGUUUGUCUAUCGACAAAGAUGUUUUCUCGGCAGCGGCUGAAGCCGUGAAAACAUCGAUGCGUAAUCUAUUGAUUAAGAAACAAUACUCCUCCGAAAAACGAGAGUUCAGAAAACGUGGCCGGAACGACAGGAAGGCGAAACGAUAGCAGGUAAUUCGUUUACGUAUUUUGCUUUGUGUGUGUUUUUAGGUCAUUUGCUUUAGAAAUUGGUGACCUGCCGUCUGUUGGAAUACUUCAUGAUUAUGGCUUUCUAUAACGGUAGAAAGUUAACGAAAUGUAGACUUACACUGAUCAAAAUUCGGUUCAUUUACGGGUACAUGUUUUUAUGC